Chionomys nivalis (European snow vole) is the source of this 8981-nucleotide messenger RNA. It is a transcript of the gene Siah1, whose product is annotated as siah E3 ubiquitin protein ligase 1. Lineage: Eukaryota; Metazoa; Chordata; Mammalia; Rodentia; Cricetidae. Gene Ontology annotation, biological process: multicellular organism development; proteasome-mediated ubiquitin-dependent protein catabolic process. Gene Ontology annotation, cellular component: cytoplasm. The record is from RefSeq and is a predicted model, not a curated record. The transcript is spliced from 2 exons. Gene Ontology annotation, molecular function: zinc ion binding; ubiquitin protein ligase activity; ubiquitin conjugating enzyme binding. Bases 143 to 991 code for a protein of 282 amino acids.
GGCGGCCCAGGGUGUCCCGUCGGUGUCGGCGCUGCGAGAGUUGGAGGCGCGGCCCGCGGCGGCGGCGGUGGUGGCGGAGGCAGCUGGCGACCGGGCGCGUUAGACGGGGCCGGGGUCCGCGGCGCGCUCUCCGCCCACAGAAAUGAGCCGCCAGACUGCUACAGCAUUACCCACUGGCACCUCAAAGUGUCCACCAUCCCAGAGGGUACCUGCCCUGACUGGCACAACUGCAUCCAACAAUGACUUGGCGAGUCUUUUUGAGUGUCCUGUCUGCUUUGACUAUGUGUUGCCACCCAUUCUUCAGUGUCAGAGUGGCCAUCUUGUUUGUAGCAACUGUCGUCCUAAACUCACAUGUUGUCCGACCUGCCGGGGUCCACUGGGAUCCAUCCGCAACUUGGCUAUGGAGAAAGUGGCCAAUUCAGUACUUUUCCCUUGUAAAUACGCCUCUUCUGGAUGUGAAAUAACUCUCCCGCACACAGAAAAGGCAGAGCACGAGGAGCUCUGUGAGUUCAGGCCUUACUCCUGCCCCUGCCCUGGUGCUUCCUGUAAGUGGCAAGGCUCCUUGGAUGCUGUCAUGCCCCACCUGAUGCAUCAGCACAAGUCCAUUACAACCCUGCAAGGAGAAGAUAUAGUUUUCCUUGCUACAGACAUUAACCUUCCUGGUGCUGUUGACUGGGUGAUGAUGCAGUCUUGUUUUGGCUUUCACUUCAUGUUAGUCUUGGAGAAACAGGAAAAAUACGAUGGUCACCAGCAGUUCUUUGCAAUUGUACAGCUGAUAGGAACACGCAAGCAAGCUGAAAAUUUUGCUUAUCGACUUGAGCUAAAUGGUCAUAGGCGGCGAUUGACUUGGGAAGCGACUCCUCGGUCUAUUCAUGAGGGAAUUGCAACAGCCAUUAUGAAUAGUGACUGCCUAGUGUUUGACACCAGCAUUGCACAGCUUUUUGCAGAAAAUGGCAAUUUAGGCAUCAAUGUAACUAUUUCCAUGUGUUGAAACAGCAAUCAAAUAUUUCUGGCCAGUGUUUAAAAUUUGCAUUUGACUUCACAGAGAAUAAGGCACCCAUCUGCUUGCCAACCUAAAACUCUCCUGGUAGGUAGAACUAGACACAUGAAGGUAAAUAAAAAGAAAGGCUGUUAAUACAGGAAACAGUUGCAUGUAGUAACACUAAUAUAUUUAAAAAUAAUUCAACAGUAAACCACUGAAAAAAUAUAUAUAUACCCAAGAUGGGCAUCUUUUGUAUUAAGAAAAAAGAAAGGAAGCAUUGUAAAAUAUUUCUGAACUUCGUGUUUGUUGUAGAUUGAUUGUAUUGUUGACAACAACUUUUUGGGGAUGUGUGUCUGUGCACACAUGGGUGCACAAGUGUGGUUGGUUUUCCUUUAACUGACAAGCCAUCUGCGUGGUCAUGGACCACUGCUUUCCCCUUGUGAGUCAAUACAUAGUGCUGCUGUGUUUUUUGUUUUGUUUUCUUUUCUUUUUUUGUGUGUGUAUUUGCUAAUUUUUAUUCUAGUUUUUCAUUAAAUAAAUUUGACUUUCUUUUCUGUAAUUCAGGUUUUUCUCACUUUUGUACCUUUAAGUUAGUGUCUUUUUGAUAUUCAUAAUUGCUUAUGUCAAAAGUUUGUGUUCAGUACAUACUUUCUUUUCCUUCAAUCAGUUUAUUAGAACUAUUUUUAAUUCAGCCCUUUUGUGAAAAUAGGAAUUCCAGAAAGGAAAGGUAACAUGAGAGCGCUGUACAAGCUGCAGCAGGUAUGAGAUGGUCUUGUCUGUGUGAGUCCCUCCAUCAGGCUGACUCUUGGGAAGGUCAGGUUAGGGAGUAAACUGAGUUAUAUAGAUACCUUUAAAAAAUCAGGCCUUUCCUCUCUUCAAAUGUGUUGGGCAAAUCACAUGUUUAAAUUGGUUCUUGUAUUUAUUGGUUUUGCAAAAGAGUGCAUCAUCAUACACAGUAUUUGUAAUUAAAGGAAAUCAUUUGUUUUUUAAAAAAAGGCAGUUUGCAAAAAAUGUUUUUGGUCUUUUAUAAUUCUCAUUAAAAGAUUAUCUGGCAAAUUAAAAAAAUCUUAAUGUGUUUACUUUAGCUCUAGGUUGGUUUGUUUUGUUUUGUUUUUUCCUGGAGCUGAGGACUGACUAUAGGCCCAGCACUUGCUAAGCAAGCACUCUCCCACUGGGCUACAUCCCUAACCCCUGGCUCUAAAGAGAGCUCUUUGAUAAAGUCUAGAGGUGGUUUCCUGUAUUUAGAGCAGAAGAUUAGAUUAUAUGCCUCUGUUUUGAAGUAUGUUAGUUUUAUUCUGAAGCACAGAAAGGACUAGGUUCUCCCCCCAUUUGAUUCCCAUAAGGACAUUUAGAGUAUGCCUGAUUAAUGCUGAUCACUCUUUUCCUUUAUGAAAAGUGAGUUUAUCAUCAUAGUUCCAGUGGUGGAGUUUGACUCCGCAGCCUGGCUGCCAAGUUCCUAUGUACUAGUUUACCUCUAUCCAACUUAACCAGCUGUCUGACCUUGGGCCUAGUUUCCUAAUGUGUUAAAUGGAGUUAAAUUAUGGUGAGUAUGUGAAGGGUUAAAUGAGACGCUAGUACUUUACCCUGAAACAGUGCUUCCUACGACCUAAGUAUCCAGCCAAUGUGGAACACUGGAUUUUACCUUUAGUGUUGUGUUCCUAGCUACACUCAGAACACAGCAGAAAUCUGUCAUUGAUAAUUUUGUAUUUUCCUAGUGGUACCCCAAGCUUAGAAAGUCAUUGAGAAUUAACUUGCAUUUUCCCUUUAUCCUAUUUCCAAUUCUGGAUUAUGGAGCUUGGUUCUGUUAGCCAUUUUAAGUACCAGUAAACCUUCUAUUGAGUUGAUUGUCAUGUGCUUAUGUAGCUAUAUUUGGGGUGAAAGGGAAUAAUUUAGCCACAGAUUACAACCAGGUUUUUAUUUGCAUGAAAAUUUAGAAAAGCAGCUUGUGUGUGUGUUGAGACAAGGUCUUGCUACCCUGGGUGGCCCUGAAUUCUCUACGCCUUACCUCAGCCUCUCCCCCCCCCCACACACACACAGUUGAAUGCCACAAAGCUUGGCUGAAAAGCAACUGAGUGUAUGUUUGAGGGAAUGUCAUUUUGCAGUUUCACUGUAUUGUGCCCAGACUUUAACAUCUCAAAAGGCAUGGCCAUUAGAAAUCCAUACUCUCCUCCAUGAAAUCAGAGCUGACUGACAUUUUAUUUACUAGUUAAAUGCAUGAGCAUGUUCUUGUACCACAUAUAUUUUGAGAUAUUGAUUGGUUUUUUUCUGUAACCUUCACCACGUAACAAGAUCACCCUAGACUUUACCAUUUUGAUAGUGUUGGGAAGGCUGGCCAUGGUUCAUGCUUGUUAUCUCAGGGCUUGGAGGCCAAGGCAGAACGCAAGGUUUUGAGGUCAACCUGCUCAACAUAUUGACUCAAAAAUAGAAAAUAAUCAACCAAACAAAACUUGGACUUUUUUGUUGUUGUUAUUGGGCUUAAACCUAGUACCUCAGCAAAACUACAAGCAAGCAUUCAGUGGCUGAACCCCUAAUAAAAACAUUUUUAGUAAUUUGACCACUCACUAUAUCUCAGCUAAUAAUUUUGCUGUUUAAUAUGUCAAGAUUUUUUAUUUUGCUACUUACAUAUUAGUCUGUACGUUCUUAGUAUGUUUUGGGCAUUAAUAUUUGAAAAGUUGUGAUACUUUUAUUGAUGCUCUCUGGGGAGGCUUCAAUGGGACCCAGAAUUGUAAAGGAUUUUGUUUAUCUCCCGUUUUUGCUAAUUUUAGCAAGUGAAGGCAUAUUUUAUGUAUAUUUAGCAGCAGGUAAGGUUGACACAUUAACGUUUAUUAGCUAUUAAGUCUUCAUAUUCUUGAUUCCCACAGAUGAGAAAUGUAGCCACAUUUCUUUGUUCCCUUGAGAUUUGACACACAAAAAUGAACUCUUGUCUUUACAUUGUUUAGAGUAGAUAAUUUCUGUUGAUUGCUUUGACCCUUUUGGUGUCUUUCAGGAACUGUGGGGGAGGGUAUUGAGACAGGGUUUCUCUGUAGCCUGUCCUGGAAUUCACUCUGUAGACCAGGCUGGCCUUGAACUCACAGAGGUCCACCUGUCUCUGCCUCUCGAGUGCUGGAAUUAAAGGUGUGCGCCACCAUUCAGCAUCGUUCAGGAGUUUUAUGGGUAGAUAUACACGAUCCUCCUUGACUUUGUUCUGCUUUUAAAAAUACUCCAAUUUGUGUUGCCCAGGAUCAAACUAAGGCCUCUCAUGCUACACCUCUAUCUCUUAAGCUUGAGUUUGUCAUACUGAAUUAAAUCCUGGACUAGUUUAGUUGUGUAUCAGUGGUUGGGGGAAGUUUACUUUUGCUUUAAUUUUUUUAAGCAACUUGAAAACUCACAUUUAUGUCAUGUACACUUAGGUGAGUUUAAUUUAGAAAAAGUGACAGUCAUUCCUCAUUUUCUGUUCUCAAAGAACUUUAGAACUCUUCAGGAACAUCUACAAUGAUUAUAAAUCAAAUGUAGAAGUUUAUUCAGAUUCCUGAGAGGAAAAUCUGGUAAGUAAUCCAAAUUUAAAAUUUAAAAGUAGGCUGAAGAGCGCUGGCUGCUCUUCCAAAGGACUUGGAUUCAAUUCCCAGCACCCUUGUGGUAGCUUACAACCAUCUUUAACUCCAGUUCCAGGGAAUCUCAUGCCUUCUGGCCUCCAUGGGCACUGGGCAUGCACAUGGUACUCAGAUAUACAUAUAGGUAAAACACAUAAAAAAUUGGAAAAAUACUACCUUUUUAACAGUUACCAAAACAAAAAAACAGAACACUCACAACCAACCCAACAUUGGAUCAAACUAAUCAAUUUGUGACCAUCUCAUUAGAUGGACAAAAAUAAGAUCAGAAUGUAACAGUGUGCAGAGUAUAUUAACUUACAGGUCCUGCCACUAUUUGUGUGCAUUAUCUAAAAAAAAAGUAAUCCCAAACCAGCACUUGGGAGGCUGUAGGGGGGGAUCAUAACAUACCAGUGCAUAGGCAGGUAAGCAGCAUGCCUGGCCUAUACAGCAAGACCCUGUCUCAAAAGAAAAGGUGUGGAUAUCGUGGAAGCUUGUGGACUGAGCAGUGUUCCAUGGGAGUGUGCAAAACACAAGAGUUCUGUCCGACUUGUCCAGUUAGGCUAUUUAUAUCAUUUAUCAAAAUAAACAUUUUUAAAGAUGGCAUCACCCAAACAGAAUUUAGCUUUUAUACCAAGCACUAUAGUGUAUCUCAAGGGAAUUUUUAUCAAAGACAAUUUUUUCCUAGAAUUAAAAUCCUUUAGAUAGCUUGUUUAUGGAGCCAGGUCUUGUGCAGCUCUACAGCACUGGCUGGCUUGGAGUUUGCUCAGUAAGACCUUGGCUUCUCGGCAGUUGGCAGGGAUUAAAACCGUGUGCAGGUCAUUUUUUGUUUUUAGUAAAGAAUAAUGAUCAUUGUAAGGCACACUGUGUGUCAAUACAUCAGGGAGAAGAGCAUUACUGUUGGACCUUAACCAUCAACGGAGACUGACAGCUUCUCUUGCCAUACACAGUAGUUUCUUUCUCCUUUGCUCUGAGAAAUGCGACACACAUUUAUUUCAUUAAGCAAAACUAGUGACUAAUCCCAGAUUGUCAAAUACUUUUGUGUAACUUAUUGUCAAGCCUCUUAAUAAUAGUAUAGUUUCCUUUGUGUAAGUUUCCUAGGAGAGCCACUAAGUGCUUCUGCCUUAAGCGGUGACUGUCUGAGUUAGGUUUGGUGGGGGAGAUGUGUCUUGCUUGGCCUGGCACAUCUUCUAAAAUGGCUGGUGUAAAAGGCUUGACCCUGAAAAGUGGAUCACUGGUAACUUCAUCAGUGGAUGUUGAUGGCUGAAUAGAGUGUUGGGGGAAGGAUAUGUCACUGGGGAAUGUAUUUUGGAAGGGUGUCUUGUCUUUGGAUCUUCCUCUCUGGCUCUUCUGCUUCCAGCUGCCAUGAGGUGAACAGCUUUACUCUGGCACACCUUCCCUUUCCACCACCGUGUUCUGCUUCAUCACAAGCCCACAGCGAUGGGGCAUCUGUGGACGAAAACCUGAAACCAUGAGCCCAAAGAAGCCUUUUCCUCAGGUAUUCCGUCACAGCAAUGAAGAGUGACUGUCCCUUCACUUAGUAUUGGAAAUUAAUGGUAGCCAUCAGAAACUGCUGUGCCCAGAUGGGAAUCAAUGUCCUGGAGCUCAAGCAGUGCCUGUCUCAGAUUUGGGAAUUUGGUGCUGCACAUGAGACCCAGCUGUAGCCCCUCUAUUAUGAAGAAGGUAUGUGGUAUGGCCACAAGUUGUUUGUGUUUCAGAGUUGAAGCCGUGGCCUCUCCAGUGCUAAGCAAGAAUUCUACCGAGUAAUACCUCUAGUCCAGAAUACAAACUGUAAUUGCUAUAAGAGAAGAGGAAAGAAAAUCAUGUUUUCAGCACAUACACUGACCUGGUGGUUUUUGUUUUGUUUCUUGAGACAGAGUUUCUCCGUAGCUUUGGAGCCUGUCCUGAUACUUUGUAGACCAGGCUGGCCUCGAACUUUGUAGACCUGUCUCUGCCUCCUGAAUGCUGGGAUUAAAGGCGUGCACUUCCUCUGGCCAACCUGGUAUUUUUUUUUUUAAAAGAUUCUUGUAUCUUUUAUAUCAUUCAUAAUCUGGUAUUUUACUUAUAGCCACUGAUUUACCUAUUGGUAUUAAAUAUUUUAUGAACAACUAAAACAGAAGGCAUUUGGCCCUAAAUUUGCAUAUAGCUUAUUAUGUGACUCAGGAUCACAGAGUCUUAUUUGUAGUACAUAGAAGAGUUCAGAGGGAUGGUACAUGGACAGAACAAUUGAAACUAUACUUAGAAAGUUGAUAACCAUGGCAUUACAGCUUUGUUUGUCUUUGAUACCUAAAAGCUAUGCAUGUCCCAAAUGGUGCAGCCACAGUAGAGAGGAGAUGGGGCUGAGGUUGAGGUGUGCUCUAGCUCAGUGUUGGGGACUUACCCAGUCUGUGCAAGUCCCACUGUGGCCCUCAACACCAUGUGCACACAUGGACACAUGCAUGGGCAGAAAGUUUGUGGCUAGUAAAGAACAGGUCUGGAGGCAGAAGCUGGAGGUCAGGGUUGGUGAGUUGAAGGAUGGGAGCCAGGUGCUCCUACUUCCCAGAUGUUGCCUCAGUGCUAACCUGGUGGAGAAGUGCACCUGUACAAAGUAACUAGCUCGUUUUUUGAGCCCUUUCCUAUGAGAAAUGGAACACAUGCAUUUUGGGAGGGCAUUCGAUCAAAGCACCACCACAGAAGUUCUACUUCUGAGCACACACCCCAAAAUAAUAGAAAAGCAAGGGAUCUGUACAUUCCUGUUGGUAGUCCACAGUCACAGAACAGCAGGGGAGUGGAUACACAGUAUGUCAUAUGUACACAGUGGCUUGUUCAGCCAGAAAAAGAAGUUUGAUACAUGAUAUAGAGAUAAACUUGACAAGAUGGUGAGAUGUCAGACAAGAAAAGAACAAAACUUCUUCAAAACACUUAGAAUAAGAGGGGAAGAGUGGUUACCAGGCCUGCAAUUGGGGGAAUGAGUUGUUUGUGCUGAAAAAAUCGUGGACAGUGGGAACACUGAAUGUCACAGAUGUCCCUGAACUAAAUAUUUGUAAGUGGUUACAGUGGUGGAUUUUAUGCAGUUUCUCUGAUCAAAACCUCCUGCAUAGCAAACCCAAAACAGUGUUAGAAAAACAAAAACCAUACCAUUCAAUCCCAGAUGGCUCCUUUCAAAAGGAAAGAUGGGCUGGAGAAACCGCUCCCCAGUUGAGAGUGCUUGCUGUGCUUGCUGAAUACCCAAAUUAGUUCCCAGCACCCAGCCCAGGCAGCUUACAAGCACCUGUAACUCCUGCUCCAGGGAUCCGACACCCUCUCUGGCCUGUGCAGGUGCCCGUGCGCGCACACACAAAGAUGGACAUAAAUCUGUUUUAGAAAAUGCACAUACUUCAGACAGCACAGAAGCUGCCCUAUGUAAUUUCCUGUGUAGGUCAGUGCUGAUUUCUAGGCCCCAGAGAACCCUGAGCUUUAAAAGAUGUUGUGUUACCACCUCAGGCAGGUAUAUGAAGCAGGGCUUGGUGGGAAGGCUGGAUGGACAAGGCCAGUGGAUUGUUCCUUUGCUCCUUGUGCAUGAUUACAGAGGUCAGGAGCUCAUCAAGGGUUGUGAGUGCCCCCAGCUAGUCCUGGUUCGGUAUUUCCUCCAGAGAUUUUUAGUAGGCCUGAGCAGGGUUUAGGUAGCUUGCAGACCCCAUUCUCAUUCAGGAAGUAUCAAAACUAUAUUAGCUCUUCUCAUAUCUUAUAAUGUAAGAUUCUGACUCUAGAAUUAAAAUUGUGUUGUUUACAUUGCAUUCUUGUUGAAUCAGCAAUAAUACUGUUAUUUCACACAUGAGCAUGUAUGAAACAGGGUUCAGAAACCUAGUAAGGGCCUUCACCCUUUCAGACUGAGUCACAGGAGCAAACAGGCAUUCCAAGUUGACACACUUGGGAUUUGGCAUAAAAAAGGAUUCCAAGUUUAGGGGUCAUCCCGAAACACACAGCUGCUCCCUUGGGCCUGUAGUUUUUCGAGAUUACAGGCACCCAAAGCCAUUGUGUUCCUGCAAUGACUGCCAACAUAUGCCACUGUUCUCAUUGCUGCUUCCCUCAACCUAGGACCUGUAUGGUCCUAUGUGGGCCUCAUCCUAUACUUUUAAAUAGUUGCCUAGAGUUUUGUUUUUGCUAGUUUCCCUUCUAAGUAAUUGGGUUCCAGGAUCCAAUAAAGUCUACAUGGGUCUCCAGAGUUAAGAGUAUGUGCCAACUGUUAUUAUUUUGAGAUAGGGUCUCCCUAUGUCGUCCUGGCUGCCUUGGAACUUGGUGUGUAGACCAAGCUGGCCUUGAACGUCAAGAGACCCACCUGCUUCUGCCUCCCGAGUACCUGUACCACCGCACUUGACUCACCCAAUCACUAAACAUAUCAGACACAUCAGAGGGAUUCCUGGAUCUCUAUUCCACAUCCUUGAGUAGGAUUCGGGUCUAUAGUGGGCCAGAGG